Linum trigynum is the source of this 210-nucleotide messenger RNA. The record is from the annotation of a GenBank genome assembly. Lineage: Eukaryota; Viridiplantae; Streptophyta; Magnoliopsida; Malpighiales; Linaceae.
AUGUUCUUUUUGCAGCAAGCAGCUUCUUUGGUCAUCAAUGACGGGAACUACUCAGGGAACAAUUUGCCUGAUUAUUCCACCGGACGAGCAGCAGCUUGGCUCGACUACUGCAAAUCUUACUGUUUUCGUCACCUGAGUGGGAUAUUCCAUCUCUUGGAGCUUCAUGACUUGCUAGGUAAGGUCAUUGGCAAGAUCCGGGCCACCCUCUGA